Molecule: messenger RNA, 3516 nt
Organism: Parnassius apollo (apollo)
Lineage: Eukaryota; Metazoa; Arthropoda; Insecta; Lepidoptera; Papilionidae
Source: the annotation of a GenBank genome assembly
AUGUUGCUUCCAGUUCCAGGGUCAAAGUCCUGCCUGAUAAGUCCCGAGAACGAAGUUUGUGGAGAAGCUGGUUCCGGGCAUCGCGGGUCGUUGCGCGGCGCAAAUAAGCUAGCUCGCCGCGCGCGCUCCUUCAAAGACGACCUACUCGAGCGCAUCUCUAACAUGCGAUCACCGGCCCAGGCUCACCAUCCUCCUCAUCUCUCGUCCGCAAUGAGAUCCCACUCCCCACUUAGUCCGAAACUUCGGAACAUGGGGCCUAAAUCUGUUACCGUCGAGGAGGGUGAAGUUACGCCCGCCAAAGAAUUGGAACGACUAGUCAAAGAGGUUACAUUUGGCCUAAAGCAUUUCUCCGAUGUAAUUACAAAGCGGAAACUGGAAAUGUUGCCAGACAACGGUACGAUUGUGUUCGAAUCAAUCGCAAACAUACACAAAGCAAUAAAGCCGUACUGCAGCCGAUCACCACAGCUAACUAGUGCAGUGAAGAGGCUCUGCACGGCGUUGGCUAUGCUGAUCCGCCUAUGUGAUGAAGUCACAGCAGUUAGUUUACGUGCGGACGCUACUAACGAAGAGUUGGAUACUUCGGCGGCAGCACUGUCGCCGGAGCACGUGAGCUCAGUAGUAAAAGGAGUUACUGCUGCCGUCGAGGAGGUGGCAGCCCUUGCGCAACAACACAUGACGCGACCAGCUCUGUCGCCUAGGCCGCCUCUCGUGUCUCCGAGGUCUUCGACGCAACGGAAUUCCUUGCCUGAUAUCCCUCUAACGCCAAAAGAACGUUCGCUUUUAACCGGCGAAACGGGCAAUGAACCGAGUGGAGUUCGAGCCUCGCAUUCGUCAGAGUCAGUUUUGGAUGCUCCCGACUCACCGCCUCCUAAACCAGCCAGGCCUAUUAGGAAAAUCGAGUUGGCUCCACCUCUGCCGCCAAAGCGCAAGUCUGCGAACGAUAACUCCUUGUUAGCCCUGUCCAUUGACAGAUUGUCACUACAAUCUCACAGCAGCGGUUCACUAGACUCCAUGCUGAAUGUAUCCAACGAUGAAGACAGAAAUGCACAUGAUUCGAUCAACCAUGAUCAAGUUUUCGCCACACCCCCUAAUUCAGAUUUAGUUGGUAUGUGCAGUUGUAACAGUGCUAAUGAAAUACGAGCUUCAAUGGAGUCGCAAGAGAUGCACAUUAACAAUGUGCAUGCACACUCAAACCACAAUCGCUUUUCCAACGAAUCUGGCUUCGUGUCGGUGGGCCACUCUGAAAUAUCCACAGAACACAGCUUCACCUCAACAUUCUCGGCUCAGCACUACUCUAGCCACACGGACAGUACUUUUGAAAGUACAGACUAUGUGAGCGAAGUGAAGUGCACACUGCAAAGCUUUGAGAGCCGCAUGAAUGUUAUCAAUAUGAACAGUGUAACCUCGCACCAUUCAUCAAAAUUGGCUAGUAUCACAUCGGACGAGAGUGAGACUCCGCCCGAGCUGCCAGUGAAGACUCGGCGCAAUAUACGCGCUGAUGUACAGCAACACUUCCCAACAGUCGAGAUCCGACAAAGCCCGGCGUGCUCGCUGCACGGCGACGCGCGGCCGCACACGCUGGCCGACCACCACCCGCCGCGCCCGCCGCCGCUGCCGCUCAAGAAGAAACACAUGUUCCAAAGCGUCGCAUACAGUGUUAUGGCAUAUAUGGAGAUGUUUGGGAACUGCAGCCACCCGCCGAACAGUGUCGCCGCUCCGCCCGAUAUGUUUCGGCAUUCGAUUCAUACUUACAACUUAGCCAGUGGCCAACACACUGCGGGCGGCACCGUAAACGUACAACGUCAUCAACAAGUGCAGCGAUCCAUUGCUCAAUCCUUCACAGUUCAGCAUUUUGGUACUGCUCCUCCUCUCAGUGGUUCAGACGAGAGCAUGAUAAAAACUUCGACCGGAACCAGUCCCGUACCACAUGAACCACCGGCGCUGCCACCAAAAAUGAACAAAAACAAACAGGUCUCAGUGAACUCGAGCAAUGAACUAUUACCUCCGCCAUCACCGCGGCCUUCCUCACACAACAGUUCUACCGACGAGUCACUUAUGAACAAUGUGAGUUCAGACGAUUUAUACCUGUGUCCGUCGUCACCGGGCAAAUUUCCCCUCGAAGAUGAGUUGGAGAAUAUGGUGCAGCAGCCAAUGCCUUCUCCAGUACCUUCUCAGAGGAGCGUAAGCAGUAGCGAGCCAACAGUCGCAACAGUGGAAUCCACCACUACAACGCCAGCUGACUCUGAGGACAUCAUUUUACAAACCGAUAUCAGUCAGUGGCUGUUACUAAAGACACCUGCCAAAGAUGGGCCUGAAGUGCGGGGCGGACAUCCUGACGCACUUAUCGUGCUUGCCACAAAAGCUACCAAAGACUUCGCGUACCAGGAGGCGUUCCUGGCGACGUACCGUACGUGGGUGGCGCCGCGCGCGCUUGUGGCGCGGCUGGCGCGGCGUGCGCACCACCUGCGCGCGCGCACGCAUGACCUGCGCUCCACGCUCGCGCUGCUCACGCGCAUCGUCGCCGACCUCACGAUGGCCGAUUUGGAUCGUCCAUUAAUGCAAGAGAUAAUGGAGUUCAUCUAUUGGCUAGUCGACGCUGAAGAAUUGCCUAUAGCGAAGGCAUUAAGACAAAUACUCGUUGAUAAACAGAAGCAGUUGCAUUUCCAACAAACUAAUAACAGAUACGAGUAUGACACGCCGUGCUACGGCUCCGUGUCUUUACGUCGCGACACGCUCCUGGACUUCAAAGCGUCGGAGUUGGCGGAGCAGAUGACGUUAUUGGACGCGGCGUUGUUCGUCCGUAUCACGACUGCCGAAGUGCUAUCGUGGCCACGGGACCAGUCAGAGGAGAGCUCCCCCAAUCUCACCAGAUUCACUGAACACUUUAAUAAAAUGAGCUACUGGGCCCGCUCAAGAAUCUUAGAACAAGAAGAAGCUAGAGAGCGAGAGAAGUACGCAAGCAAAUUUCUCAAAGUGAUGAAGGCCUUGCGGAAGAUGAAUAACUUCAAUUCGUACCUAGCUCUGGUGUCCGCUUUAGACUCCCCUCCGGUGCGACGGCUGGGCUGGCCACGCACCAUUGUCGAUACGUUACACGAUCAUUGUGCUCUCAUCGACUCCUCAAAGUCCUUCAGCGCGUACAGAAAUGCACUUGCUGAGACUCAGCCGCCUUGUAUACCUUAUAUUGGUCUAGUCCUACAAGAUCUGACUUUUGUUCACAUCGGUAACCCUGAUCUAUUGCCUGAUGGUAGUAUUAAUUUCACCAAAAGAUGGCAGCAGUAUCAAGUUAUGGAGAGUAUGAAGAGGUUUCACAAAGAACAGUACAAGUUCAAGAAGAACGAGCGCAUCCAAGCAAUGUUCAACGGGUUCGACGACGUUCUGAGCGAGGAGGCGAUGUGGCAGGUGUCGGAGAGCAUCAAGCCGCGCGGCGGCCGCUCGCGCAACGCGUCCGCGCCCUCCCCGCCCGCGCCCGCCCCUGCGCACGCGCCAGCGCCCGCGCAUGCGCAGACCGCUGCAUGA